AUGUCAAGCAACAACAAUAUAGACAAGACAAUCAAUGUAGAUAGUACUACUGUACCAACAUCAACAACACCACCCCAAGUCAAGAAUAAAAUGUUGUCGUGGAUAGGACCUGCAAAUAGAUAUCUAGUGGCUGGUGCAUUUGCAGGUAUAGUAUCAAGAACUUUAACUGCACCUUUGGAGAGAUUAAAGAUAUUGAAUCAAAUACAACCAUUAAUGAAUAGUGGAACUAAAUAUAAUAAUAUUAUACCUGGUCUUAGAACAAUAUGGAUUGAAGAAGGAAUAAGAGGUUUAUUUAAAGGAAACCUUGCAAAUGUAAUUAAAGCAGCUCCUCAAUCUGCCAUUCGUUUCUCUUCAUAUGAAUUCUUUAAAGGUAUAUUAAUAAAAGAAGACAAUUCAACAUCUUCCUCUUCGACGACGGUUAAAUUAUCAUCACAUAAAUUAUGGGCAGGAGCAUGUGCUGGAGUGACAUCGGUUGUAGCAACUUAUCCAUUAGAAGUUGUAAAGACACAGUUGUCGGUACAAAUACAUGGUGAUCGAUAUAGAGGUAUUAUAGGGACACUUGCAACAGUGGUAAAAGAGAAUGGAGUGGCAGGUCUAUUUAGAGGCAUGUCUGCAGGUAUAUUAAAUGUGGCACCGUUUUCAGCACUCAACUUUUUUGCCUAUGAAACUUGUAAAGAUGUAACUGGAUAUAUGACAGGACAACCAAAGAUUGCAGUGUCGUGGUCAGUAGUGCACGGUGCCAUAUCCGGUGCAUUUGCGAUGACUGUACUAUACCCGUUGGAUGUAGUCAAACGACGUUUGAUGAUGCAAGGCUACAACAACACUCCCAUCGUCUAUCGAAACUUUUUACAUACCAUCUAUAGAAUGGUCAAAGACGAAGGAGUAUCAUCUCUCUACUUGGGUAUCAAACCUGCCUACCUAAAAGUAAUUCCAACUGUAUCGAUUAAUUUUUUCACUUUUGAAGGUAUACUUUAUUUAUUAGAUAAUAAUAACAAAUAA
Messenger RNA from Cavenderia fasciculata, 999 nucleotides. RefSeq lists its product as uncharacterized. The transcript is spliced from 3 exons. Bases 1 to 999 code for a protein of 332 amino acids. The record is from RefSeq and is a predicted model, not a curated record. NCBI's taxonomy places the organism in Eukaryota, Evosea, Eumycetozoa, Acytosteliales, Cavenderiaceae. Gene Ontology annotation, biological process: transmembrane transport.